CUUCUGCUCCACGCAUUGAUGCGUGGAACUUCAAUGAAACGCUUUAAGGUAUAACUUCGAACGUCUAGAACCCCCUCUCGGCAGAGUGUUGAAAACUUCUGCAAAAUACAUCUUUCGCGGUGCAUACUGUAUUACCGUUACCUGCUCUUGCGUCUCCAGCCACAAGUUUUGAAGCUACGUUAUCAUGCGAUGAUAUCCUGAUAGAUAAGUCUUCCUUUUCGGCCCCCUCCAGGCUCCAGCCGGAAUUAAUGACUUUAGUAACCGGCUCGUAUCCAGGACAGUGAAACGCGCGCAUCGAAACGGAGGGUAGUCUGUUCGCGUCCUAUACUUAUCUGAUGCAUUUGAAGCUCUUUCCUUUCCAAAGGAGAUCAAAGUUAUCUCCCUUACGACAAUUGUUUCCACCGGGUUAUUGAUCCCAUACAAUGAAUGUUAUUCUUAAACCUUAGAUGAGUGAUGUCCUGAACUCCUCUCAUGUGUCACUCACCUAGAAUCAUCCUUCUACUGACUUCGGGAGUCAUCCCUGCUCUGGUGUUCUUUUCCAAAAGACACAGGGCCCAAAAUUUAGAUGAUUUCCCGACUGUUGGCUGCUCCUUCGGCCCGUCUCGUUGUUUCAGCAACUUUUACGUAGGCGCAUUCAGAUUCCUUGUAGACGCACCAGGUGUCCUCAAGGAGGGUUACGAAAAGUAUGGUAAUAGGCCGUUUAAGGUCGCAACUAUGUUGCGCUGGACGGUAGUUUUCAGUGAUCCUCAGCACAUGGUGGAAAUUGCGAAUGCCGCGGAAGAAGACCUUUCAUUUCGCGAGGCUAUGAAAGAUAUCAUGGGUGUUGACGAUACAUUAGAGAUUAACGUCGGCAGUCCAGAUCAUGAUCUUCUUGCCGAACUACUCAAGAGUCAUAUUGCUAGAAAUGCAACCAAAAUCUGUGGCGAAGUUCAAGACGAGUUGCUCGCGUCUCUCGAGAACGUUUUAGGAAAUGAGGGUGAUGAUUGGACCUCUAUCCCCGCUUUGGGCACCGUAAGUCGAAUAAUGGUGCAGACAUGGCAACGAUUCUUUGUUGGCUAUCCCCUAUGCCGCAACUCCGAGUGGUGUUCCUUAGUGGCCAAGAUUCACAAGGAUGUGGCGAUAUCGAGUGUGAUCAGACGUCUUGUGCCAUCAUGGACAUUCCCAUUCUUUGUGAGAAUGGCUAGCAACCUCAAGGCAAAUGUUGAUCGUGCGACUAUGUUGUUGGGUCCUGCAGUGGAGGCUUGCAUGGGCGAAGUGGACGAAUAUUCUGUUCCAAACCAGCAGAAGAUCGACUUCCUCGCGCGACUCGUAAGGCGAUCUGCAGGUGAAGAUAGUUUGUUGAGAAACCUUACGACCCGUCUGCUUGGUUUCACCAUUGCGGUUGCAUCUACACCCUCAAAUACCUUUACCCAUGCCCUAUAUCAUUUAGCCACAAACCCUGAGGUUGCGCAGGCAUUGCGGGAUGAAGUUGACCCCAUCGUACAACUUGAUGGCUGGAAUAUACAGUCCGUAGCGAAGAUGAGCAAGAUAGACAGUUUCCUGAGGGAGAGCGCCAGGAUCAAUGGCGUAUCAUCUUUGGGAUUCUUUAGGCAGGCGACGCAUGAUUUCUCGCUCUCCGAUGGCACAUUCCUCCCCAAGGAUUGUACCGUAGCGGUGUCUUUGCCGCCAUUUCACCAUGACAGCACAGCAUAUGAGGCCCCCGACGAAUUCAGACCUUUCAGGUUUUCGGACAAUCCAGAACUCAAAAUGACCACUAUCACACCCCAGUGGUUGUUUUUUGGUUACGGGAAACAUUUGUGUCCUGGACGUUUCUUGCUCACUUACCAGCUGAAAGUCAUGUUUGCGUAUAUGGUAUCUACCUACGACAUUAGAAUUGGCGAUGGAUGGACAUCGCGUCCGCCAAACUUCAUAUUUGGGGAGGGAGUCGUACCGAAUCUAUCUGCGCAUGUCUCAUAUAGAAGACGGCAGCCUAUAAGUGAUAGCACUGAUUAUUAGAUGUAGCUAACGUCAUUAGUUUUUGAAAUCCGAGGGUUUGCAUGAUAUGGAAAAUUAGGUUGAUG
This is a messenger RNA of Suillus subaureus, 2060 nucleotides long. RefSeq names its product cytochrome P450. The record is from RefSeq and is a predicted model, not a curated record. Gene Ontology annotation, molecular function: iron ion binding; oxidoreductase activity, acting on paired donors, with incorporation or reduction of molecular oxygen; monooxygenase activity. Bases 472 to 1995 code for a protein of 507 amino acids. The transcript is spliced from 12 exons. NCBI's taxonomy places the organism in Eukaryota, Fungi, Basidiomycota, Agaricomycetes, Boletales, Suillaceae.